AUGGCGGCAGCAGGUACACAGAAUACGUCUAUUGAAGUCUUAUUCAUUGGAGAAUGUGGAUCUGGAAAAAGCACCACUAUUAAUAGUCUUCUGGGAAAGGAAGUGACCAAAGGAGCAGACAAUUCCAAAACAGGGAUACAAGAUUCUAAAGAAGAAGACGGAACUGAAACACUAAUAUACCAUAGAAGAGGCAUACCUAAACAAACAAAAAUAUUAAAUGCUGAGGUAAAAUUUGCUAUACCUGAACAAGGAACUGAAGAAAAAUCAAGCUAUCAAAUAGAUACAUCAGCAAAUAUUAAGACAUUUAAUGCUGAGGAACAAGAUACUAAAGUCAAAGAAGGAUUUGAAGAGACAUCACAUCAUCAAUCAGACAUACCAGCAACUAUUGAAAUAUUGAACUCUGAGGAUAAAGGUUCCAAAGCCAAAAACGAUUCAGAAGUAAAAACGAUCCAUCAAGUAAAUACACCAGCAAAUAUUGAGACAUUGAACGCUGAGGAACAAGAUUCUAAGGACCAAAAAGAAGCGAAAGACAAAUCCAACCUUCAAAUAGGUUCACCAACAAGCACUAAGACAUUUAACCCUGGGGAACAAGAUUCUAAUGCAAAAAAGGGAACAGAUAAGAAAUCCGACCAACAAGUAGAUAUACCAACAAAUAUUGAGAAAUUUAACGCCGAGGAACAAAAUUCUAUAGCCAAAAAAGGAAUGCAAGAGAUAUGCAGCCAACCAGUUUAUGAAUCAACCAACAUUGAGACACUGAACCCCGAUGAACAAGAUUCUAAAGUCAUAACAGGAGCUGAAGUGAUAUCCAACCAUCGAGUAAAUACACCAGCAAAUACUGAGACAUUGAAUCUUGGGAAAGAAGAUUCUGAAGCCAAAGACGGAAAGGAGAAGAAAUUCAACAACCAAGUAGAUAUACUAACAAAUGUUAAGACAUUAAACGCUAAGAAAGAAGAUUCCAACCCCAAAGAAGGAACUGAAGAGAAAUCCAACCAUCAAAUAGGUAAAUCAACAAACAUUGAGUCUUCUAACCCUGGGAAACAAGAUUCAAAAGCAAAGGAAGAAACUUUAGCGGAAUCGAACCACCAAGCAGAUAUACCAGUAAAAAUUGAGACAUUGAACUCUGAAGAACAUAACACUGAAGCCAAAAUAAUAACUGAUGGAAAUGAAGAGAAUUCCAACAAUCAAAUAGGUACAUCAACAGACAUUGAGACAUUAAACUCUGCGGAACAAAAACAUACAGACAAAGAUGGAACUGAUGAGAAAUCCAACUAUUAUAUCGAGGAAUCAACAAACAUUGAGACAUUGAACGCUGAAGAAAACGGUUCUAAAGCAAAAGAAGAAAAUAAAGAGAUAUCCAACCAUCAUGCAGAUAUAUCAGCAAACAUUGAGACAUUGAACUCUCAAGAAAGAAGAUCCUAG
Molecule: messenger RNA, 1419 nt
Organism: Saccostrea cuccullata (small rock oyster)
Lineage: Eukaryota; Metazoa; Mollusca; Bivalvia; Ostreida; Ostreidae
Product: biorientation of chromosomes in cell division protein 1-like 1
Exons: 3
Coding region: 1-1419 (472 amino acids)
Source: RefSeq, a predicted model, not a curated record